AAUCUUCUGGCGCUCAUGUGACCUUAUGCAAUUGCGAGCGCCGUAAAACCUCUACUAAAACUGGAACUGAAAAUAUGCUGAUGUGAAGAAGAUAAAAAUAUAAAUAAAACGAAAUUUUUGUCUGCACCCUUGUACAUGUAGAGAGUUCUGAUUCUCAUUUAAGUUUUGUUUGAAAGGAAUUGUGUGAGCCCACGGGAACUGUGAAAAGACGUGCGUCUUAAAUUACGCGAAUAAAUUAUUAUUAAUUUUCGUCUUUUAUCUUUAUCAAAACUAUUGCCUUUUUCUUAGGGGAGCUCACUCUCGUGUUUUAGUCUUCAGUCAGUUUCCCAUUCCCAUGCACUUCGUUUGUUGUCCUUCCUCAAUAUUUGUUCUUAGCUGAUGUGAAGUUAUUUCAGUGCUGUGUGUAAUUUGUGCUAUGUGUUUGCUAUUACGAGUGAUUGCAGGAGACGGCUGUGUUUCAUAUUAUAUACGGUUACUAACGCUGUGCUAGCUUACAUGAGUAUGCUGCAUAUCAUAGAGUGUAAGGACGUGUCUCUCUAAAAAUUGUUCUCAUGGUUGGUAGCCUUAAUUUUUCUCGGAGUUGAAACUCUUAACAUGAUCAAAUGCAAUGGGACUGCAAUGAUCAAAUCGCAUCUUCAGCUCCAAUUUGAGAAACUUAUCAAAUCUGUUUGCUGUUAUUACCACAAUACUGGGUGCCUCAUUCGUUUGCAUUCAACAAUGGGUAGGAGAAAAGGGAAAGCUGGAAAAGGUGCUCCUCAUCAUAAGAACUCUGGGAAUGUUGAAGCUGCUGCCAAUGCUAGAUCUAGAACACAAAAUCCUUCGGGGAAGUCUCAAGUGAAAACUCAAAAGACCCACAAAGCACCAUCAAGUAUAAACCUUGUAGUCCUUGGAACAGGUGGACCAGGCGCAUCCCGUUCACUCCUAGUCACCUCUGAGUUUACCAGGUACAUGUUCAACUGUGGAGAGGGUACUCAACGUCUAGCUGCUAUGAGCAAAGGCCUGAGAGCUUCAGCUUUUGCAAAAUUGUCGGGGCUUGAAAAUAUCUUUAUCACCCACAAAAGCUGGGAAAACACUGGCGGUUUACUAGGUCUUGCAAUGACUCUUGAAGGGCAGAAAAACCCAGAGACAAAAGUGUAUACAAACAGAGACACAACCCAAAUACCCCAAGACCGCGGAUCAUCCGUCAUGCGACUUUAUGGACCUGAAGGAGUGGAAAAGAUCACUUUAAUGGCCAAAAAGUUCUCAGUUCAUUCCAACAUGAGAAUCAUGAGAUGUGAGGGAGAGUUUCAGGACGCUGGCUUGACCAUCACUCCAGUAAUUUUCUACAGUGACUCAUCGAAAGAUUCUGAAGAAACUCCUGAACCUGUUGCCAAAAGGGUGAGAAGAAACUCCUCCUCAACAUCUGAAGUUAUUAGUCAAGAUACUGCAUUUGCAUACAUUUGCAAGGCAAAACCACCGUUAGCGAAAAUCAACAUUGAAAAAUGUUACGAUGCUGGCGUCACCAUAGGCCCCAUGGUUGGUCAGUUGCAGCGAGGAUUUUCUGUCACUCUUGAGGAUGGGAGAAUCGUUUAUCCCAGUCAGGUCAUUGAUGAUAUUGCAGUGGACAGGAGACCUUUCCUUGUGGUUGAGUGCCCACAUGAGUCUUUCCUCACUUCCCUGAUGACCAGCCCCCAGCUGCAAGAGUUCAUGACCUCCUCAGACCCACAAAGUUCUUUCGCUGUGAUAGUGCACAUGACUCCAUCAGAGGUCUACAACUCAGAUGAGUACCAGAAGUGGAUGAAAAGGUUUCCCAGCAGUAUUGACCAUCUGGUGAUGAACAGAGAUGCGGCAGAAGUUGACCUACUUCGUGUCCGAGAGCACCAGGCGAGACUGAGUCUGGUUGGCUCCGACAUUUUCCCGCUCAUGCCAGAACUGACCAAAAUGGAUGACAUUGAUGGGGUUCAGGCAUUGACAGAGUCGGGUGUAGAGAAUGGGGCUUCUACUGCAACAUCAGCUUCGUCUUCAGAAUCUGAACUUGGUAGUUUGGGACAAGGCAGGAUUAUCAAGGCAUGCUCGGGGCUGGUGUACGUUUACCGAGGGAAAAGGAGAGGGUAUUAUAUAGAGGCAGAUGAGUUCAACUGCCAGGCCAUACAGAAACCAUUCCUAGAAAUUCCUGAGGUGACAUUGGAGCUUGACAAAUUGGGCAAUUCUUCUUCCCAUGAGAGCCAGUCAGAAGAUGAGAAUGGUCAAAGCUCUGUGUCCAGCUACCCUAAAGUUGUGUUUCUGGGCACUGGAUCAUCAGAACCAAACCGGAUUCGAGCUCAGAGCUGCAUUCUGGUACAACUAAGCAAACACACAAACGUCAUUUUGGACUGCGGAGAGGACUCCUAUGGUCAGCUGUAUCGUUUCUUUGGUCCCAAGAAGGCCAGCCGUGUGCUGAGGAAAGUGAAGGCCAUCUUUGUGUCUCAUAUGCACGCAGACCACCACCUGGGACUUUUCUCGCUUUUGAAGGAGAGAAAAAGAGCGUUUGAUGAAAAAAAACUACCUCACAGCUCAGCUAUUGUGAUGGCACCUAUCCAGAUGAGACGAUGGCUGCGAUUCUAUGACCAGGAACUGGAACCAGUAAAUCAUUUGUUUAGAUUCAUGCACCACCAGCAAGGAUUGGCGGCCACCGAUGAGAUGGAGGUCCGGACAGCCACAGCGGACGACGUGUUACGGGAGCUGAGUCUGACACAUUAUGAGCCAGUGGAGGUGGAGCACUGUUUCAAUUCAUAUGGUGUGACCUUCACCCACAGCAAUGGAUUUAAGUUGGCCUACUCAGGAGACACUAGACCUUGUGAUAAUCUUGUUACUGCUGGAGAAAAUUGUAAUCUGUUGAUUCAUGAAGCCACACACGAGGACGCUCUCAUGGAGAAUGCUGCCGUAAGCAAACAUAGCACUUUCUCUGAGGCAAUGUCUGUUGGUGCGAAGAUGAAGGCUGAGAAUAUUAUUCUGACCCAUUUCAGCCAGCGCUAUGCUCACAUGGUCCCCUUCUUCAACAUGGAUAUGCCUCACAAUGUGGGGAUUGCCUUUGACAAUAUGCAGGUGUGUCCUCGAACCAUGAAGAGCCUUCCCAAAGUGAUCCCAGCUUUAACAGCCAUCUUUUCAGAUGAACUUCAAAAGUUGGAGAUAAGAAAUAUAAAGCGAACUCGAGAGCAGGAAGCAAAGCAGUCUGUUGAAGAAAGAUGAUAAAAAAUUACAAUUUUGCUUCAUUUUUGUUAAGUGCCCUUGUGCAUCCUUGUCCUCUGCACCUGAACUGUGCUAACAUUAUCAGUAAAGAUUUGUGCAUCCUUGUCCUCUGCACCUGAACUGUGCUAACGUUAUCAGUAAAGAUUGGAAUGUUUGGCAAAAAUGACAAGACUUGUGUGUACAUUAUGUUGAUCAGUCUCAAUGAAGAAUAUUUUCAGACUGCAAGUUUCGUUUAAACUUGUUGGAUAUACAACAGUGUUAGUGUUAUGGGUUUUUUAACAUGCUUGCGAAUAAUAAUGAUUAUAACACAUUG
Messenger RNA from Aplysia californica (California sea hare), 3520 nucleotides. RefSeq names its product ribonuclease Z, mitochondrial. The record is from RefSeq and is a predicted model, not a curated record. Gene Ontology annotation, biological process: mitochondrial tRNA 3'-end processing. Gene Ontology annotation, cellular component: mitochondrion. The transcript has 20 exons. Gene Ontology annotation, molecular function: 3'-tRNA processing endoribonuclease activity. The coding region runs from base 595 to 3207 and encodes 870 amino acids. NCBI's taxonomy places the organism in Eukaryota, Metazoa, Mollusca, Gastropoda, Aplysiida, Aplysiidae.